UCUUCUGACUUCACUUCACCGUGGCCAGGAAUCUCACACACAGCGACCAGAAAGGCGUGCAAAUAAAAACAAUCGCCACGCCUAGGAACGGGCCCAGAAUCUCUUGGUUGCGUGUGCGCCACUCACUCAACGUGUCUUUCUCACUGCUCAUCAAAUCUUUUUUCUAAGCGUCAACAUGAUUCGCGUCGCUGCGCUUCUCGUGUGCCUUGCCACGGUGGUGGUUUCUCAACGGCCAGAACCUUGCGAUACUCCGCUGGCCUGGGAAGCACGCGCUUCGGCGUAUGACCACGGCGCGGGACAGAACAACCGAUUCCGCAUCAGCUACGAUGCUGUGAACAAGCGACGUCGUAUCCUGGAGGAGAUCGACGCGUUCACACCAGGCAGAGAGUUUUAUGAGUACCUGGAGCUAGGCAAUGAGCACAAGAUCUACAUCAUUAACCAGGCUACACGUCAUUGUGAGGUGCGCGAGGAUCCCUACUUCCGUAUGUACGAGAUCCCCAAGAACGCCACGUUUGAGGGAGCCCACACAAUCGGCUUUGGUCUUGACGAGAGCUUCGAGGUCCAUGAGUGGUCUGACCGCAUUGCUGCCGGACGUUUGACGUGGAUUGGUGGGUUCACGGCCCGUAGCUGUGUCCCAGUCAGCGAGGUCAUCUUCAAGACCAACAUCACCAACUCCGUCACCAACCAUUUCUAUGACAUCACAGGAGGUAUUUCAGACCCUAACAUCUUCAUCGUACCCACGGCUUGCAGCCAGCUAUAAGGCGAGAACUGAUGCCGGUGCCAUGUAUCGGUGCCGUGUGUGUGUGUGUGGUGUGUGUGUCGGGCCAGCAUGGCAGUCGGCGUGGCAUGACAUCGGGCCACGUGAGCUGCGUCUGGCAACCGUGUGUUCCAUGCCUCAACCUGGAUGUGAGAAUGCUGCUGUAACUCUGCCAUACAUGCUCACACCAACAUACCAACACACCGACUGUGAACUGCUCAUGUUGUUUUAUACGCGGUGUUUUGCGAUGCGGUCUUUACGCACUUCUUGUAAACACCACAUUAGUUUUCUUUCUCCGUCUUGUUGUGUUUAGGUGAACUACUUAGUUUUCCUGCCAUUGUGCGUCCACCGGUCUUUCUCUUGCGUUGCUUCUCUAGUACUGAAAAGUAUCUUGUAGAAUAAUGUUUGAAAAAAUUUCUCGGGGACAGGAAA
Molecule: messenger RNA, 1189 nt
Organism: Sycon ciliatum
Lineage: Eukaryota; Metazoa; Porifera; Calcarea; Leucosolenida; Sycettidae
Product: mammalian ependymin-related protein 1-like
Exons: 4
Coding region: 176-760 (194 amino acids)
Biological process (GO): cell-matrix adhesion
Cellular component (GO): extracellular region; lysosome
Molecular function (GO): calcium ion binding
Source: RefSeq, a predicted model, not a curated record